UGCUUCCUCGAACAAAAAGCGGAAACAAAAGAAAUCAUACAUAUCUCAAAACUAAUUUUUGUGAGCUGAGCCGAGAAACGGGUAUACAACUGACAGUGUCCAGUCGUUACAUCAUACAUAAAAAGCAGGGGGCUGACAUGGCUUUGAAAAGAAUACAGAAGGAGUUGCAUGACUUGCAAAGGGACCCUCCUGCUCAAUGCUCAGCUGGACCAGUUGGAGAGGACUUGUUUCAUUGGCAAGCCACCAUCAUGGGACCUACUGACAGCCCGUAUCAGGGAGGAGUAUUCUUCCUCACCAUCCACUUCCCCACAGACUAUCCCUUCAAACCACCAAAGGUAGCCUUCACAACGAAAAUCUAUCACCCAAACAUAAACAGUAAUGGUAGCAUUUGUCUGGACAUUCUGAGGUCACAGUGGUCCCCAGCACUUACAGUUUCGAAAGUUUUAUUGUCCAUAUGUUCUUUGCUAUGUGACCCAAACCCAGAUGACCCCCUAGUCCCAGACAUAGCACACAUCUACAAGCAGGACAAAGAAAACUUCUAGUCAAUUAUAGAAUAAACAUACAUUCUGAAAAUAGACACUCCUACCAGGGUACAACAGAUUAGCAAGAGAUUGGACUCAAAAGUAUGCAAUGUAAAGGACUGACGUUUUAGACAACG
Messenger RNA from Oncorhynchus tshawytscha (Chinook salmon), 658 nucleotides. Its product is annotated as ubiquitin-conjugating enzyme E2 D4. Bases 138 to 542 code for a protein of 134 amino acids. Gene Ontology annotation, molecular function: ubiquitin conjugating enzyme activity. The record is from RefSeq and is a predicted model, not a curated record. Gene Ontology annotation, cellular component: nucleus. The transcript is spliced from 8 exons. NCBI's taxonomy places the organism in Eukaryota, Metazoa, Chordata, Actinopteri, Salmoniformes, Salmonidae. Gene Ontology annotation, biological process: ubiquitin-dependent protein catabolic process; protein polyubiquitination.